CUCUCCCCCGGUUCCCUCGGGCCUCGCCGCUUCCUCCUCCUCGCUCCGUGCUGCUCCGCUGCCGGUGUCCGUGUGCGGGGCUGUCCGGUGCGGCCCUGGUCCGUCGGGAGCAGGGGAAGCGCUGGGGUUAAAGGCUGUCAGGUGUAUGGUGCGUGUGGAAAGCGCUGAGCAAGAGGCUGGAGAGUGAAGCGGGCAAGUGAUGGCCAUGAAGUCCUGAGCACUGAGGAGGAGCAGGAAGGGCACAGGGAGCAUCCAGGCAUCCCAAGGCUGCUCACCCAUAGGACUUCAUUCCCUCAUGCUGCGGAUGGAGAGCUGUUCUCACCAAAGGGGACCAGGCAUCUCCCCAUGACCUGCUGCUGAGCGCCCUGCCCUCCAGUGCACGUGGAGCCCUUUAAGUGUGCACCCAAGCCCGUGGUACUUCUCACUCCCAGUGUGUGCAGUUCCUGCCUGCUUGGCCCUUGUGCUCGCUGGCUGUGGUCAGAGCAUGGAGCUUUGGGGGUUCUGCCAUUCCUUCCCACAGCCUGAAGCUGUUGUGUUCACUUAAGGCUCUGUGUUCACUUCAGUUCUUAAGGCUGCUGGUUCUCUGACCCUUAAGGACCUUGCACGGCGUGAAGGAAUCUGCACAUUCCUGAGCAGCAGAUGUGUGCUUCCUCUUAUCCUCACCACCUCUCAGCACUGUGUUUUAUUUGCACUACUGAGAAACCCUGUGUAGGAUCCCAAAGGCAAGAAGUAAAAUCUCUUAGUUUUAGGUUUUUUAGCUGUAGACAAUGUAUUUUUGUAGCUAUCAUAAGAGUGCUCUUUGCAGAAUUAUUUCUAUUUUCAUAUAAAAAGCAGGUCGUGAACUAAAAUACUAUCCUUGUGAUAUUUGAAAGGAACUUCAGUCACAACCUCCUUACCCCCUGUUUAAUCUUCUCUGCUUUUUAACCUGUUCUGUUGUAUUCUCCUUGUCAGGUGGAAGAUGGGACCAUUUCCCUUGUGUUUUAGGUGACUCUGAUACCUGUUGCCAUGAAGUCCCGAAGGAGAUAGAGGGACAGUAGUGGGAAUUUCUUCUCACUCCUCCAAAAAACCCCCAACAGUUGCCUAAUGGGAUUACCUCUUACACUGACGUGAUGGGGAGCUGCUGCAGUUGUCUGUGCAGAGACAGCAUCCCAGACAACCAUCCCACCAAAUUCGAGGUAACGAACGUGGACGAUGAAGGUAACGAGCUGGGAUCUGGGAUUAUGGAGCUGACACAGAUGGAGCUCAUCUUGCACACUCACAAGCGAGAUGCUGUCAGGUGGCCCUACCUCUGCCUGCGCCGCUAUGGCUACGACUCCAACCUCUUCUCCUUCGAGAGCGGCCGACGCUGCCAGACGGGGCAGGGGAUUUUUGCCUUUAAGUGUUCCAGAGCUGAGGAGAUCUUUAACCUGCUCCAGGACCUGAUGCAGUGUAACAGCAUCAACGUUGUGGAAGAGCCUGUUGUCAUCACCAGGAACAGUCACCCUACCGAGCAGGAGCUCUCCAGGACCCCCCAGGCACCCAACAGUCUGGGUUACACUGUCCCAGGAUUUCCUAAUGGAUUUCACAGCUACUCUGGAGAAACCCUACCAUUCUCUGCAGCCCACCACCCCUCUGUGAGCAGCCUGAAGCAUUCCUCUGUGGGUGAAGACUCGACUCAUGCCCUUAUAGGGCCUGAUGAGCAGUCCCACACCUACGUCAACACGGCCAAUGGUGAUCAGGAGUUGAGGGGCCGACACUGUAUGCACUCCUUGCCUGAAGUCCACCCUCCUUUCCCCCAUAGGAACCGCAGCUGCUCCCUCGAAGACCGCAAUCCCCAGGUCUUCCUGCAGCCAGGGGAGGUUAAGUUCGUGUUAGGUCCCACAUCCACCUGCAGACGCGCCUGUCGGCACCACCGGGAGUGCAGGACACACUUCUGCCCCCCCAACAACAACAACAACGAGUGCGAGGAGGAGUGUCCUUCGCCCCAGUGUGUCUAUGAGAACGUCAAUGGCCUGCUGCCCCCCAGCACCUCCUCUCUCUGCCGAGGCGGGCGCUUGAAGCUGCCCCGGGAGGACUCGGGCUGCUCCCAUCGCAGGACGGGGUUGCUGCACUAUGAGAACUUGCCAUCGCUGCCCCCGGUGUGGGAAUGCCAACCCCUGCCGCGGGGCGAGGAGGAUGCAGGUGAUGUGCUGACACCUUCCCCCAGCGGCUACUCCGAGGCUGGUGAAGAAGAUCCCCUCCAGAACUACAUGAACUCGGAGGGGACGGGGCUGCACCGGGGCCAGCGGCGCAGCAGCUUCCUGCCCAAGCCUCGGCGCAGCUGCCUGCCCAACGUCUUCAGCUUCGACUUCCCCCGGCCCUGCCCGGAGCAGCCGCGCCAGCUCAACUACAUCCAAGUGGAGCUGGAGGCUGAGCCCCACAAGGGCCAUCAGAACUCCCCUGCCUCCCGUGUCCCAGCUCCUGCCAGCCCUGACACCCGCCGGACGGACUCCUACGCGGUCAUCGACCUAAAAAAGACAGCAGCCAUGUCCAGUUUGCAACGGGCCCUGCCCAGAGAUGAUGGGACCUCACGGAAAACUCGGCAUAACAGCACUGACCUGCCCUUGUGAGGGGGCCGCCGGGUGCAAUCACCGUGUCGUGGCUUCGGGACCUGCCUUCAGCCUGACUUCCAUUCGCCAUUGCCUUCUGCUUCCCUGUUUAGCCCAUUCCUUGGCGUCACGGGAUGGCUCCUACAGCUGCUGUUAAGCCUAGUCUGUCUGUCUGUCCUCCCCUCUCUGUCUGUCCCAUGUAGUUCGUUUUUGAAGCCUUGUGGGGUAUUCAGCAUCGCUGUUUGAAGGUUCAGCCUCCAGCAGGAGGGGCAGGAGGUGCCAGCAGUGGCACCGGUGCUGUGUGGGUCCAGCCUUAGCUCUGCUGUCGCCUGGCAGCUCCAUGAGCAGUGCCAACAGCCUGGCUCCAGAGGCAGAGCAUAGCAUGGUGGAGGCAUGUUUCCAAAAGUGAGUUGCUUUAGGAGCUCCACUGCAAAUCCAGCCUGUUUUCCAUGGAUUCCAUGCCUUGUGGCUCGAGGCGACUGCUGCAGCUGGGCCUUGUGGUUUCACUGGUCCAUGGGGAUGUGGGGGCUCAUGCUGUGGUCUUUCCCCCCUCAACUCCUUCCUCCCCUCUGCACUGUUACGUGUUUUCUUGUAGAAGCUUCUGAUGCUUCUGUCCCUCUCUCAGAUUCCAUUAGAAUUGGGCAGCUCUAGAAACGAAGAGGACAGACAGCCAUGGGCACAGACACUGUGAUCACAUAAACCUGACUUCCUAAAGAGACCCUGCUUUAAAAGGAGGGGAAGACCACAACUGUGAGAGAGGUUUGAGGUUUGGUACGGAAAACUUGUACCAUACCCUGCUCUUUAAAGGUUCUUUUAUGGUGGCUGUUCCAAAAUGGUGUUGAUUUAUUUAUUCGCUUAUUUAUUUACUCAAUGAUGUUUUGCAUCCCAAUGGUAAUCGCCCAAACCAGUGCCAACAGCACACGAGCACUCGCUGUGCCUGGGGGACAGCUCUCAGAAGAGGCUGGUGGCUUUGCUGAGCUGCUGCUGGGGAAAAGAGCAGUUGUGGCUCAAUAGACAUGUGUAAACUGGGAGCGACUGGCACAUGCUGGGUGGGAAAUGGGAGACGUGGGAGUGCGAGCGGAGCUGCCAGGCAGCCGAGCCUGGAGUUGUAUCAGAGUCUUUGCCUUCACCCACGUGCCUGGCUGGCUCCAUGAGGAAUGUUUGAUGGGUGUUUGGAGGGGAUGUGCACUUUGUUUCCUGCAGCUGGGGGCUUGGAAGGGCUCAGCUUCAGCUCCUGGGGAGAUCUGUGGCCUUUGAUGUGGAUUUCUCUCUUGGUACCAGGGCUGAGUGGAAGCUGAGCUGUGAGGCCUCUGCAUGAAGCCCUGUGUAGGGUCUCUGCCCCUGUCCUGUUGCAGGCUGUCCCACCACCCCUCUCCCCAUGGUGACACACUGCAGCUUAGUCCCUCCCUGGCUCACUCUUUGCCAUUAUAAGCUAUUCCAAUAUGACACAAGUGCUCUGGAUUCCCACCCUUCUGCUGCCUGUGUUCAUCUUCCUGCUAUCGGAGUGGGGAGAUCCAGUGCUCUCCGAUGUGUCUCACUGCCAAAUCUUGCUGUGUUCUCCUUGUCCUUAAGGUUUCCAGUGUCAAAGCCUCUGGAAAGAGGAGAGAACCUCCUUGUCCUGUUGCAACCUGCUUCUGAGGUCCAGAAACUUGAUGUCCAGAAUGCAGUUCAGCCUUUUUGGGUUUGGUGCUGUAGUGUCAUGCUGAAAUGUGGCCCUUUUGGGAGCAAGGACAUGUGCCUGCAGCUCAGAAGGUGUGAGCAGUGCCAUGUUUGUGUGGGCAGAACGUGGAUCCCUUGGCUUGCUGCUGCACUAUUAAUUCAAAGUGUGCCUCAUGCUUAAAUUCACUGGGUUUUUGGGAAGUGCUUGUGCUUGUCUUCCAUUCUGUUCCCCACCCCAUCCUUUGUGUCAUCUGUAACUGCGAGGAAACCCAAGUAAUAUAUUUUUAUAUGGAUGCCAAAUGAAUUUGACAGGGAAAGGCAAUGUAUCCCCCUAAAUCUAGCUUUCAGUUAGGGAAGUGAGAAGAGAAAUUGUUUAUAUAUAUUAUAUAUAAAUAUAUCUAUGAAAGUUAACUGCAUUAAGCUUUAAAUAAAUGAUUAAACUGAAGAGUUUCUCGGCUGUGUCACCCUAUGGGGCAGCUCCGGCCUGGCUGCAUGGCUGUGAUGAACGGGAGAAGGCUGCUGUGAGGGUCUGUAGGCGCUGCUUGCUCCAGGGACCAGGUCUGUGGGCACUGGGAGCCCCAGGGUGGCAGAGCCAGCAGUGCUGGCCGGUGUCGCAGCUUCCUCUAGUGGCCACGCUGGAAAUGGUUUCAGAGGAGGAAUCAGCGCUGGGUUGAAAGGCGAAGAGAGCAUCAGGGUUUUCUCAUCCCUUCAGUUCUCUGAUUUCAUAGGGACAGGCCAAGGGGAAUGGCUUGAACCUGCCCGAGGGGAGACUGAGCUGAGCUCUGAGGCAGAAGCUGUUCCCUGUGAGGGUGCUGAGGCGCUGGCACAGGGUGCCCAGAGCAGCUGUGGCUGCCCCAUCCCUGGCAGUGCUCAAGGCCAGGUUGGACACAGGGGCUUGGAGCAGCUGCUCCAGGGGAAGGGGUCCCUGCCUGUGGCAGGGGUUGGAGCUGGAGGAGCUUUGGGGUCCCUUCAACCUGAACCACUCUGAUUCAAUGAUAACUCCCCUUGUUACCAUUUCCUUUUGGUUCAAAAUGAUGUUUAAGCAAUUUGCAGUAUCUAUAUGGCACCUUGUCCAGAGGGAUCUUUGCUUUGAGCCUGGUCUCCAUCCCCUGCCUGUGGGAUUGACAUUCCGGGGAUGACUUGGCAAGCAGCCUGUGCUCUGCAGCAGGAAUUUGACUGUCUUAACCUUUGUAAGUGGUUCUUGUUUGAGUUUUGAGUUAAUCAAUGAGACUUCUUCCCCUGAUCAUUCUUCCCUGGUGAAUGCAUAAACAGAUCUUUCACCCUUCCUUUGCCAAGAUCCUGUUGGUAGGAAUACAGCUGCUCCUGGUGCUCAGCUGUCUGUUACCAUGGCAGGGUUUGGAUUUGCCUUCUCCUUUUAACCCAUUUUAUGUUCCUGCUUUUCCUCCAGGGAAGGAUGUUGGAAUAUCCUUGAGCUGUACCUGCCUUACAGGAGGGGAUGGCAAAGGAGAGGCUGGAUUGUGGGGGUUAAAUGAUCACUAUUUCUGCAGAGAGGCUCACAUGUGUUAGCUAGGACUGAAGUGUUGUGGUUUUUAUUACCUAAGCCAUGCUGUUCCCUGGGGAAGAACCAAACCAGGGCUCAGCUCUCUCCUCCCCAAGCCUUUCCUCUCCCUCUGUGUGAUGCUGCUCAGCUCUUUGAGGUGGUAUCUGAAUGAUGGUUAAUGCCUGAAUUGAGCUCCUGCUCAGGCUGCUCUCAGUCCUUGUGGGAAGUUGGUCUUUCCCCCAGACUUGGCUCGUCCUGAAAUGCCACCCAGAGGUGGCAGAACAGGUUUAGAUCCUUGUUACCCAACAUGACCAAAGGUGAAUACGUUCAUGGAAAUCCUGAGAGCUUUCAAGCUGGCAAUUAUAGGCCAGGGUAUGGCAAAGGCUAAUGGUGAGCAAGGGGCCUAAUUUAUGUCUUCUUCCAUAAGUGAAUGUGAUUUUCCAGUUGAAAGGCCCAGAUGCAUCAGUGUUAUCUCCAGCUCUCCUCCCCUGUGGUUCCCCUUGUCGUUGUUCUGGUGUCUUUGGUACUGAACAUCCCUGAUACGGCAGAAGACCAAAGGUUUGUUGGGGUUCAGUUGCUCUGACCAGAGGGGUUGCUCUCGCUGUGUAAUUGCUUCUUCAGGUUGUUUCUAUGGGUGUCCCUCCCUGUAUCUCAUCCGGGUGUAGCCGUGAAGGUGAAGAACAGCAGCAGUGCUCUGUGACCUGGGGAGUGCUCAUGUCUUACAUUAAUGUGCACUACGAAUGUAUACAGAAUAAAUGGAACAUGAUGACUA
This is a messenger RNA of Melopsittacus undulatus (budgerigar), 6499 nucleotides long. RefSeq names its product fibroblast growth factor receptor substrate 3 (gene FRS3). Gene Ontology annotation, biological process: fibroblast growth factor receptor signaling pathway. Lineage: Eukaryota; Metazoa; Chordata; Aves; Psittaciformes; Psittaculidae. Gene Ontology annotation, cellular component: cytoplasm. The record is from RefSeq and is a predicted model, not a curated record. The transcript has 8 exons. Gene Ontology annotation, molecular function: transmembrane receptor protein tyrosine kinase adaptor activity; fibroblast growth factor receptor binding. Bases 1110 to 2588 code for a protein of 492 amino acids.